Messenger RNA from Sardina pilchardus (European sardine), 2194 nucleotides. RefSeq names its product diacylglycerol O-acyltransferase 1-like. Gene Ontology annotation, molecular function: diacylglycerol O-acyltransferase activity. Gene Ontology annotation, cellular component: endoplasmic reticulum membrane. The record is from RefSeq and is a predicted model, not a curated record. The transcript has 19 exons. Lineage: Eukaryota; Metazoa; Chordata; Actinopteri; Clupeiformes; Clupeidae. The coding region runs from base 349 to 1713 and encodes 454 amino acids. Gene Ontology annotation, biological process: triglyceride biosynthetic process.
CCGACACCCUGCUGCGUACGGUUUGACAGUAACCACGUGGUGGCAAAAAUCCGUCUAGUGUGAUACUACAUGGACUAAAGAAUCUCAGUAUUUUAAAUAAACCCUUUCAUUUUGGCUACAGUAGGCUAACAUGAGAUGAUCAUGGCGUAAGGACACGAAUGGACAGCAGCCAGCACACUUGACCCCACAUGUGUCACUGAAGAGGACUAAUUAUCGUUUUCACCAGCCGCUCACCUUGUGCUCCUCUUCCCGGCUGUCAAGGUUAGCCUCAGUCGGAACAACGCUAAUGAGACGGGUUUUUAAGAGAAACAGAUUCGUUUGAAGGCGGCCAAAUUGACACGUGUUGCUAUGUCUGUCCCAAAAGCAUACCUGCGCGGUCAAUCCCUUUCGCAGUCUGAAGAAGAAUAUACAGACUCUCUUCUGGAACCCUACAUGGAGAUGAUCUGCUGUCACAGUGUUCAGGACUCAUUACUGAGCUCAAAUAGCCGCUUUACCAAUUACAGAGGAAUUCUCAACUGGAUUGUAAUUCUUCUGACCUUGACCUAUGCCCACCUGUUUCUGGAGAACUUCAUACAGCAUGGCUUUCUGAUUGACUUAAAGAAAGCUGUGGAACUCCUGAUUGGGGACAGCUACUGGCCACAUCUGUACCUGAUCUUGGCUGCCAAUGUGUUUCCUAUUGUGUCUAUGAUUCUGGAAAAGAGCCAGGAAAAGGGAACCCUUUCUUCUUCGUUGGCAUACUGGCUUCACAUGGGAAACCUUGUGCUUCUGGCCGUUUUCCCCGCCAGCAUUAUUCUCCAUUAUGAAACAUCUUUAUCUACAGGUGGCGCUCUUCUAUCACUUUUCACCUACACCAUACUCUGGCUGAAGCUCUACUCCUAUCAGCAGGUCAGCGGCUGGUACCGUCAGAUGGAAUGCACAAAGGACGGAACGAAACAUGUAAUUCCUCAAGAAAGUGACACCACUCUUUGUGACCUCUACUAUUUCCUUCUGGCCCCUACUCUGUGUUACCAGAGGGACUUCCCUCAAACACCUAGGGUCCGUAUAAAUGUUGUGCUCCAAAGCACGGUGGAAAUGGUGAUCCUCACCCAGCUCAUAGUGGGAAUCAUGCAGCAGUGGAUUGACCCCAUAUUCCAGAGGUCAAAAAAGACUUUUGUUGAUAUGGAAAUAGCUGCAAGGAUUGAGCACCUUGUGGAGUUGGCGACACCCACCCAUUUCCUGUGGCUGAUGUUCUUCUUCCUCUUUUCACACUCCUAUCUGAACUUCAUAGCCGAACUCCUGCGCUUUGGUGACCGGCAUUUCUAUGGUGACUGGUGGAAUGCUGACACACUUGGCAGUUUAUGGAGAAAUUGGAAUGUUCCUUUCCAAAGGUGGAUUCAAAGACAUCUCUAUGAGCCAUUUCUUAAGAGGAAAUUCUCAGAAAAACAGGCUGACAUACUGAUCUUCAUAGUGGUUUCUGGACUUUUGGAGUGUAAUAUUGCUCUGGCCCUACAAAGGUGUAAUUUAUGGCUGUUUCUCAACAUGAUGUUUCAGCUUUUCCUGGCUUUUCUCUUGGAGCGCUUCUUCGUUGGUAACUAUGGGAAUGGGCUGGUGUGGCUCUGUCUGCUGUUGGGCCCUCCCUUGGCUCUGACAACCUAUUACCAUGACCACUACAUGAGUCAGCGUGGUCCAUCUUAUGGGUUACAGUCAGUCCCAUUACCACAGGGAGAACACUGAAAACUGAACAAAAUGGAACACUUCACAUACACAGCCAAAGGCACACUGUAUCUGUAUGUACUGUAAAUGUGUGAAUAACACCACGUGAAAUUGUGAGCAUUGAGAACAUACAGAUUUCUGUCUCAUAAGUCUUUCUGUGAAUUUGGAGCAAAAAAAAUCCUCCUAUUCAUAUGCAUCAGUGCCAGAGGAAAAAAUGCUGAGCGAUGUUAUGAGUAAGUUGACAAGUAAGGACAAGAAGAUUAGUUAAUGUCUCGGCUUCAACCCUUAAAAAACAAACAUUUCAUCGUUACACCCAUAUAUUAUUCUUGGAAAAAAUAUGAUGCAUAUUUUUAAAUGAGCUUGCAGGCUGAGAUGCACUGCUGUAGAAAUGUAGAAAUGUACAUCCUGUCAUACAGUUACUCAUACUGUCCUCUGAUGUUCAUGCAAAAUGUCCGAAUGGAAUCUUCCCAGAGGCACAAUAAAAUUCUAAUGAUUUUUUUCA